Molecule: messenger RNA, 258 nt
Organism: Emiliania huxleyi CCMP1516
Lineage: Eukaryota; Haptophyta; Isochrysidales; Noelaerhabdaceae
Exons: 2
Coding region: 1-258 (85 amino acids)
Source: RefSeq, a predicted model, not a curated record
AUGGCGGUCCUGAACGCGCAGGAGAAGCGCGGCGGCCUGCCGUACGGCCAGACGGAGGCCAAGCCAAAGCAUUCGGAGCUGACUCGCCUGUACGACGGCACGAUGCGCCGAGCGAGCGGCAGCAGCAGCUUGCCGCAGGGCUUGCACGACCGGCAGGCGUGGGCGGCGGAUAACGUCGACAACUACGGCCUGAAGAUGGAGCAGGCGCAAGCAAAGCGUGAUUUCGGCUCCCGCGACUCGUCGAUGACUGGCGCUUGA